AUGGGUGAGACGAUAGGGUCAAUGUCUCCCAAAGAGCUUAGGAAUUUGGAAGGCAGACUAGACAGAAGUAUUAACCGAAUCCGGUCCAAGAAGAAUGAGCUCUUGUUCUCCGAAAUCGACUACAUGCAGAAGAGAGAAGUUGAUUUGCAUAACGAUAACCAGCUUCUUCGUGCUAAGGUGAAUGUACAUUACAUAGCUGAAAAUGAGAGGAACAAUCCGGGUAUGAAUCUGAUGCCAGGAGCAUCUAACUACGAGCAGCUUAUGCCACCGCCUCAAACGCAAUCCCAACAGUUUGAUUCACGGAACUAUUUCCAAGUCGCGGCAUUGCAACCUAACAAUCACCAUUACUCAUCCACGGGUCGCCACGACCAAACCGCUCUUCAGUUAGUGUAA
Messenger RNA from Microthlaspi erraticum, 393 nucleotides. The record is from the annotation of a GenBank genome assembly. NCBI's taxonomy places the organism in Eukaryota, Viridiplantae, Streptophyta, Magnoliopsida, Brassicales, Brassicaceae.